AUGACUAAUUACAUUACAUAUGAAGUUAAAGUCUUAAUUGAAGAUGACUUAAUAUCGGGUUUAAGUCAAAGAGAGGUGGCUCUUAAAAGAAAGGUUAGUAAAACCUUAGUAUGCAAUAUUAAUAAAAAGUUAAAAAAUGGAACACCACUGGGAAGGAAAUUUGGUUCAGGACGACCUGAAAUAUUGUCUGAUGAAUUAAAACGUCAGUUAUUCUUGAUUUAUGAUAAAAAUCAUAAAGAAUCUUGCCUAAAGAUUACACAGAAAUUUGUCGAAAAGUUUAAUGUACAAAUUUCAAGACAAACUGUGUCAAGAAUUCUAUCUGAUUUUAGUUUAGUUACUCCCAAACCAGCGAAAAAACCACUCUUAAGACCUAUUAAUAUAGAAAAAAGACUUAAUUUAUCAGAAAAAUUUUUAGGGAUUUCACAUUAG
Molecule: messenger RNA, 429 nt
Organism: Hepatospora eriocheir
Lineage: Eukaryota; Fungi; Microsporidia; Hepatosporidae
Source: the annotation of a GenBank genome assembly